AUGCUCCUUCGGCAGAGCUUGUUGCAUUUGCUACCAGGCAUUCCAAUCCCACCAGAGCUGCUCUUCGAUGCACCGUCCGUUGCAGAGCUUGUCCCUGUCUGCUUUGUAGAGCAGAAUCCGAUCGCUGCCAUGGGAAACAUUUGCUACACGACCGGCACAGAUGGCAAAGGCUUCGAGUUCAGCUUUGCCAACAUUCGGGCUAUGCGCCGCAAGCGCGAGGAGAAGGCCUUGCGCAGCGCGGGUUCCGAGCUGAGUGAGCCCUAUACAAUCGACUGGAGCAAAGCAAGGAGCACGAAUUGGCAGUUUGAGGAGGUCAAGGGCCCAGGUUCCUUCUUCUACAAGUUCGCUCCUGUUAUCGACAAGGUUCAAGGCCCGAUCGAGGAAGGCCGGACGAAGCUGAGAGAGAGACCCUCAGAAUUUGAGGGACUGAUGUACCAGAGCAAUAUGGUGGAUUGGCCCAAGGACCAGCAAAAAUAUGACCUCAUAAAGCGCACAGAAAGUGGAUACAGGUUCAAGCCGGGCACAGAGCCCAACUUCACUUUCGUGCAGGCAAAGUACAUGGCCCUCAAGCCUCAUUCAGAGAUCGGCGAGUUUGAGCGUGAUGCUUUCACUGACAAAAUGCACUUCCGUGGCCAGCGCCUGGCAGCCGCAUGCCACCCUGGGCGCGGGCAAGGUGUCUGCGAUGUGCCGCACAUCAAACUCAUCGGUGAGAUCCAUCCCAAUGAUAUCGUGCAGGGCUCUGUGGGAGACUGCUGGCUGCUCUCCGCCAUCUCCGCGCUUUCCGAGUUCGAGGGUGCAAUCGCCAAGAUCUUCCGAAAAACGAACCAGAUCGACCGUCUGCCUCGUGACGCGCCCACCAAGUACACCGUCACACUCUACGAUCUGAAGUCCUGGUCUCCGGUGGACAUCGAGAUCGACGAGCGCCUGUGCAUGCUGCCGGACGGGAGUGACCUGUUAGGUGCGCAUCCAAGCUACGACGCCGAGCUGUGGGCCUGUUACCUUGAGAAGGCAGUUGCCAUCCACUGCGGUGGGUGGGACGAACUGGACGGAGGGCAAUGCCCCCAUGCUUGGCGCAUCUUAACUGGUUGCAACGACCAGUAUGUCUUCAUGGAUGAUGGAGACGGGUUCGAAUGUUGGGGCAAGUUCAAUCCCAACACAGAGACUUGGGAGCCCAUGGAGAACUCAAUCAAGAAGAGCUCCCAGACCAUUUGGCGCAUGGAUUGGCCGGAGGUGGGAGGAGGAGGGGACAAGCGAACAAAGUGCGGUCACAACGAGAUGUUUGAGCGCAUGUGCGCCUGGGACGAUCAGAACUACGUGAUGGCAGCCGGUACUAAGCCGGGCUCUGACACUAACACCACAGAUGGGAUUGUGGAUGGCCAUGCCUAUACGGUCAUCACCUGCUUGAACGAUGUGGCUGGUACCACUCAUGAUCUGAUCAAGGUGCGCAAUCCCUGGGGUCGGGGCGAGUUCACCUCUGGCGAGUGGUGCGAUGACGGACCCGGAUGGAAGAAGCAUCCUGAGGUCAAACAAGUGUGCAAGCCUGUGAAUGCCAAUGAUGGCGUGUUCUGGGUCAGCAAAGAAGAGUUCUUCAAGUAUUUCAAGACCAUCUACCUGUGUGCCACGGACAUGAAGAAGUCCCAGCAGCUCCAGCGCCUCCGAACUCCCGUCGCCAGCGAGGCGAUUUUGGCUGGUGUGGCCUCUCAAAGUCCAGAGGUCACGUCAUUGCCACAGAAUCCACUGGUGAGGCCAGCUGGUGAAGCAGCUCCAGCCGAAUAUGGAAGGACGUCUGCAACAGUCCAUCCGACUGCCGUUCUGCGUGGUGAUGUAGAACUGGGUGAGGGAUGUGUCGUCGGAGAGCAUGCCAUCGUCGGCCCCAGAGUCCGUUUGGGCGCGCGCUGCCGCAUUGCCGCCAUGGCGAUUGUUGAGGAAGAUGUGACCCUUGAUGAAGACUGCGAGGUCGGUCCCCGGGGCCUCCUCCGGGGCCCGUUGGUGGCAGGAAAGCGAAACCGCUUCGACGAGGGAUGCUUCAUUGGUUGUCACAGCCCGCUUUCGGGGGCGCUCCCGAACGGCCACAUCAGCAUCGGCGACGACUGUUUGUUCGAGAUUGGUUCCAUUGUGCGGGCCCUGCUGAUGAAGAUGGGCCGGGCCAUGACCAUCAAAGUCGCUGCGGCCGAGUCCGAUCCAUCAACCCCGCUUGCUGGAGUCGAUUGCCUCGACGAGGAGGAGGAAGCUGCUUCAAGAUGGGAAAAAGAGGUGAGGCUGCCCGGGAGACCUCUGAGCCAUGAUGGUUUGUUGUUUGCUGGCGAUUCGCCCGUGAACCAGCCCGCGACGCUGAGUCCCGCCGCAGAUUCUGCCGCUUCUGCCAUGUCGCCGGGUUCCGAUCGAGGCAUCGCUCAGAUCAUGAAAAUGAAGUCCAUUCGCUCCGUGAGCUCCCGGCGCUCGGUGGGCUCCCGACGGCAUCCUUCCCGGACGGCGAAAAGCAUGGGUGACCUUUCUGUCGUCACACCGAGGCACACCGGCAAAAGCGCAAAGAACUUUCGCCGGGGUCGGAAAAGGGUGAUGGUCGCCGGCAUGAACGCAAAGAAGCCACUGGAGAAUCCGGCCGAUCGGCCUUCUCCGGAGACACUGCUAGCUUUCCUUCGUGGCUUCGGCCCUGGUCCGGAGGGCAAAGACAUCGAAGACAUCUUGGCUUGGACGUUAGACGACUGGGAGAAUCGGCACAACUACAUCCAGUGGCUCUUCCCCACGGAUGAGGAAAGUGAGUACCACCCUGAAGCUCCGGUGCUGACACCGGAGAUUCAGGAGCAGAUGCUGGUCGAUUCGGCAGUUGAAGACAGUUUGAUCCGGUCCUUCGAGAAGUUCAUGCAGUUCCUGGGCCUGCAGAUCACCUACCUGGACGAGGAGCCGCAGGAGGUGGCCGUAGCGGCAGUGAACUCUCUGAGCACGCUGAGCGGCGCAAGCGAGGUGAGCCCUCAAACCCCAAGCGAUGUACCGGCACGCAAAGUGGCAGUGACUGUGCGGAAGGCAUCGAGUUUUCGCUCAAGGCGAAUCGAUUGCUGGGUCGUGAACUGCCCUGAGGGCAAUCACAAUUGGUUUCGAAUAUCUCGAGUCUUAAUCAGCUUGAGACUUUUGGGGCUGCUCGAUGAGGCAGAGGCUUUCUACCUAUGCCUCGAACAGCUGUGGGCUGACGGCGACCUCCCUGGUUUCGCGGUCCACUCCAUGCGAAUAUGGCGCGAGUGCGCUGGCUUAGAGAGCCGACCCCUGCCCAAGCGGCGCAAGCGCAAGCGGGGACCCUGCGCGUGCAUUAUUUCUUAA
This is a messenger RNA of Symbiodinium sp. CCMP2456, 3315 nucleotides long. The record is from the annotation of a GenBank genome assembly. NCBI's taxonomy places the organism in Eukaryota, Dinophyceae, Suessiales, Symbiodiniaceae.